Molecule: messenger RNA, 2605 nt
Organism: Oryzias latipes (Japanese medaka)
Lineage: Eukaryota; Metazoa; Chordata; Actinopteri; Beloniformes; Adrianichthyidae
Gene: mmp11a
Product: matrix metallopeptidase 11a
Biological process (GO): extracellular matrix organization; proteolysis; collagen catabolic process
Cellular component (GO): extracellular matrix
Molecular function (GO): metalloendopeptidase activity; zinc ion binding
Source: RefSeq, a predicted model, not a curated record
UCACACAAGGUUCAUACAGCUGGAAAACCGCUGAUGUUUUCCCGCGGCUCAUCGGAAAGAACAGCAGAAGAUGUGUGGACCCCUGCGCAAACGUACCGGCGGUGACGGGGUUAACGGUCACGUGGUCGCGGUGGUAUUAUCAACCCGAGGCGUCGAUAGUGUGGAGACAGAAAAGUACUGAGGACAUAGACGUGGAUGCGAUCCAGAGGCAGCGGCGCCAUGUCCCCGCAGCGCACACCGGAACCGGCGUCCAGGCUCGCGCUCGGGAUGCAGACCGUUUUGCUCGUCGGCGUACUCGCGCUGCAAAGCUUCCCCCGCGUGGCGUGUCCUCCAGCGCGCGAGCUCAGCGGAUCCAGAGCGUCACAGGUCUCUGAGAAGAUCCCACUCCUAAAAGCAAGGAGGGCAGUCUCACAUUCAGAAGCCUUGCUGAGGAUGGGGAGUUUACCCGCCAACACGUCUACUUCAGGGAACCAACCACGCUGUGGCGUGCCAGACUACCCCCCCCAGAGAAAAGUCCAUCAUCCGGGUCUGCUCCGACAAAGACGCUUUGUGCUGCACGGAGGACGUUUGGACAAGACGGACCUCACCUACAAGAUCGUCAAGUCUCCCCCGCACAUGGGGGAGGAGAAGGUGCGACGGAUCUUCCGGGAAGCGCUAAAGAUCUGGAGUGAUGUGACUCCACUCACAUUCACCGAGGUCCGCAGCGGGAAGACUGACAUCUCAAUUGACUUCAGAAGGUACUGGCAUGGAGACAACUUGCCCUUUGAUGGCCCAGGGGGCAUUCUUGCACAUGCCUUCUACCCCAAAACACACCGACAGGGCGAUGUUCAUUUUGAUUUGGAUGAGACGUGGACCCUUGGGAACCACAUGGGCACGGACCUUCUCCAAGUUGCUGCCCAUGAGUUCGGACAUGUCCUAGGCCUGCAGCACUCGCGAGUGCCAGGAACUCUCAUGUCCGCCUACUAUUCCUUCUCGUAUCCACUUCAGCUUAGUGAGGACGACAAGCGAGGCAUCCAGUACCUGUAUGGUGUUCGUCCACAGGCCACGCCCCCAUCCCCUGUCAACCUGGAGACCAAUGACAUUGUCUCUAUGCCCGAAGUCUGCCGGACAGACUUUGAUGCAGUGUCUAUGAUUCGAGGAGAGCUGUUCUUCUUUAAAUCCGGUUAUGUGUGGAGGAUUCGGGAUGGGCAUCUGGAAAGUGGCUACCCGGCACUGGCAUCACGGCAUUGGAGGGGGAUUCCCGCUAACAUUGACGCUGCCUUUGAGGACAAUUCCGGAAACAUCUGGUUCUUUCAAGGUGAGAAGUUCUGGAUAUUUGAUGCUGAGAGGCACAUCAGGGGUCCUGAGCCCACCAGAGGUUUGGGUCUGUCCGUGUCUGGCAUCCAGGCAGCGCUGCGCUGGGGGACUGACUCCAACUACAACACUUACUUCUUUAAGUCUGGCAGCUACUGGAGGUUCAGCCCCAGUGAGAACCGUGUGGAAUCGGUAAACCCGCGCAGCAUGCAGGAAUGGAGCGACAUCCCAGAAGACAUGGAUGCUGCCUUUAGGGACCUCUAUGGAUACGCUCAUUUUGUUCGAGGGCGGCAGUACUGGAAAUUCAGCCCCUCCGGCAUGAAGCUGUUGGAAGGUUACCCCCGCUAUGUCGGCAUCGAUUUUUUUAGCUGCAGAAAUGUAUGAGUGUGAGAACAAAACUCAUUUUGAAUUUUUGAAAUUAAGAAGAAAGACUUUUCAGAACAGAUGUUGGGACCUCCUUUGAAUCCAUUUAUGCUUCACUCCACUUUUUGAUUUUUGGAUUAAGUUUUUCCCUCUCAGGAAACCACGCAGCCUUCUUUCUGUGCAAUCUACUUUAAACAUGAGGCUGAGCAUGCCAGAUGUGUGCUACAUCAUUCCCCAACCCUAAAACAAGGCCACUGGUUGACAGACGAGCCCUGUGGUUUUGCCAGUUUGAAGGUCUGAAGGACAUGGAGCGAGCAGUCGGCUGGUGUCUAACAAAGGGAGGUUUGAGCUGCAUAAGUGACACUAAAUCAUUUCCCACUGAGUUACUUUUGAGAAGUAACAGAACAGCAGGAUGAUGAUGUGAUGUAGGAGCACCGUUUAAACAUGUUUGAAGUCUUAAACUGCCUUUAAAGUCCCACUCCGAUCAUCUUCUGAUCUAUUUUCUAAGUGUUCCCUGUUGUCUUUUACUCAUGAUGAUGAUGAUGCAGUUUUUAGCCAAAAUCCCAAAACCUGUCAUGUUCUAGGACAUAGUUGCCGAAGAGCUGCAGGAGUUUUUUAGAAAUUCACCUUUGAGUUGAAGCAAAGUAAGCCGUUCCCACUUCCCGUCAUCCGUUUGUUUACCUGCUCUCCAACUAACCCCAACUUAACAGGUAAAACAAAAAUGUUGAUCAACAAUGGAGCUAUCCAGCCGCCCGGUUCUGAUCCAGAGUCCAGCUCAGACCAGGAAAACAAAGACGUUCAUGGAUCUGUUGGUCUGCAGCAGAGCGGGGAGACUGAACGGCCACUGUAGUACCUAUGUCACUGCUACAAGCUUCUUCAAACAGCAUUUUUUUCUUCUGCUCCUGAUUCACAAAGAUCUGAAUAAGAAUAAAAAUCUCAGAGACACUUU